Messenger RNA from Rhagoletis zephyria (snowberry fruit fly), 1453 nucleotides. It is a transcript of the gene mRpL1, whose product is annotated as mitochondrial ribosomal protein L1. The record is from RefSeq and is a predicted model, not a curated record. Gene Ontology annotation, cellular component: mitochondrion; large ribosomal subunit. Gene Ontology annotation, molecular function: RNA binding; structural constituent of ribosome. NCBI's taxonomy places the organism in Eukaryota, Metazoa, Arthropoda, Insecta, Diptera, Tephritidae. Gene Ontology annotation, biological process: translation.
UAAUAGACAAAAAGAACUAGAAGAACAAAAAUCAAAGAUUUAGUUCACUAGUUCAGUUUAAAGACCCGGUUAAUUGAACAAGUUAAGAACGAAACCAUGAAACGAUUAGAACAUGUAACGAAACGCCCCAACCCUAACUAUCAUGGCAACACUGACAAACAGAUGAUUUGAAAGCUGUCAACGCAGUUUUUUUUAUUGUAGACAAAAUUGUCAAAACUGCACCUGUACGUUGAAUAAAUUUUAUUCUUGUCAAUCUUCAUUACAAAAUCAUUUUCUUAAAUAAAAACAAGUAUGUUUUCAUUAACUUCCUCCAUGAGAACUUGGCUUGUCCGACAACAAAGUGUUGACACAAUACGAAAACUGCACAUCACCGCUGUUUGUGAAGCCGCUCGUAAGGGCACUAGAGAGAAGGCACGCAAGAAGAAAGUAAAAGUGGAGGUUAAGAAGGUGGGGUUUAUACCACAUAACCAACGGGAUAAGAAAGUCAACUUGCAACGAGAAAAUUUACAUUUUGACGAUUCCUGGAAGCAAGUGCCUCAAGAUAAUGUUUUUAUAUUAAAAUAUUACCGCUGGCCUAUAUAUACUGUGGCGGAAGCCAUUCAAUGUCACCGUGAAACCCAUCAUACUAGUAUGUAUAACGAACCGAAUGCUCAGCUCAAUGUGCAUAUUGAAUUGGACAUGCGAGCAGAGAAGAAAAAUCGUUUCGUGGAUAACUUCCAACGUAUGGCUAUGAUUCCACAUAAGUUUGAACAUGGGGAGGAGCGUAAAAUUCUCGUUUUUGCUAAAGGCAAUGAGCAAAUCAGCGAAGCACGUGAAGCAGGUGCUUCACUUGUGGGCGGCAUUGAGCUUAUAAAAGAUAUAACAAACGGAGAACUUUUGCUAACCGAUUAUCAAUACGUGAUAGCACAUCCUAAUAUUUUACCGGAGUUAGUGGCUUUGCGCGGCUUGAUGAAACGUAAAUUUCCAAAUCCGCGAAGCGAAACGCUGGGCACUAAUCUAGCUGAAAUGAUUGAGCGUUUCUCAAAUGGCAUUAGUUAUUCUGCCACAAAGGACGAGCACCAACAGGAUUUCGGGUUGAUUUCAACCAGUGUUGGUACAUUAGAAAUGGCAACCGAACAGUUGGAAGAGAACUUGCGGUCUUUACUACAAGAUGUGGAUUCUGUACGUCCGAAGCGUGAGGGUGAGCGAUUCAUAAAGCGUGUUCUGCUUAAGAGUCCACCGAGUAGCGAACGUCUUAAAAUCGAUGCUUUCCGAUAUGUUCCCGAGUUUUAUACGAAGACAUCUACGAAAGCAAAUGAAGCCGAGAAUUUGGAGGAAGAUAUUGAAAAGCAAAAGGCCGUUGUAGCACAAUGAAUGAAUGUCAGUGUAAAAAUUAGUGGAGCCAAAGUUAAAUUUAUUAAAUGUUAAUAAAAUCAGAGUAAUAAAAGCAAUCCAUUACACGCAAGCUAUUUAA